CAGCGGGAUUUCUGUCCGUAAUCCGAGCCGCCGAGGAAGGGGGAGAAGAUGUCCGCCUCGGUGGGCCCUCGGGGCGGCCCGCGCCCACCCGUUGCGCCGGUGUCCAUGCCUGAGCCGGACCUUAGCCAUCUGACUGAGGAAGAGAGGAAGAUAAUCAUGGCCGUGUUAGCUCGACAGAAGGAGGAGGAGGAGAAGGAAGAGGCCAUGUUAAAGGAAGAGAAGCCCAUCCAAGCAAGAACUGUGAACCUGGUAGGCCAAAAGAAGCCUCCUCAGCAAAAUGAUGUCAGAGGUAUCCAGCAGCAGUUGUCCAGCUACAGGGAGACGGUGAGGCGGGUGGGGGAGGAGACGCGUCGGCAGACCACCACGGGCCAGCAUCGGGACGACGCGCCCACUUGUGGCAUCUGCCACAAGACCAAAUUCGCUGAUGGCUGUGGCAACCUCUGCUCCUACUGCCAGAUCAAGUUCUGUGCCCGCUGUGGGGGGAGGGUGUCCCUGCGCUCCAACAAUGUGAUGUGGGUGUGUAAUAACUGCCGUAAACAGCAGGAGAUACUCACUAAGCCAGGGGAGUGGUUCUCAGGUACAGGGAAGCCAGGUCUAGGCUCAGGCAUCAGUGACCCGGCCAUGUGUGGCCUGAACCCCAGUGACGAGCAGCUCCGUUCCCUCUCCCAGGUCCCCCUGGGGCCCCACGACGCCAACUGCCCCGGUGACCCAGGACUGGCACCAGGAAUGGACCUCCGCUCACGCAGCGAGCCGCCGAGAAAGCCGGGUGAUCAGAACAGUAAAGGUCGAGGUGAGCGUCGACCGGGUCAUCCCAGACUCCACACCCAGGUGUCUGUGGACCGGGACCAACGGGAGCGAGAGCGGAGGGAGAGCCGGCGGCUGAAUAAGGGCCGCUCUCUGGAACACGACCCUGUGGGAGCGGGGGUCCCCCGAUGGACAGAAGAGGGCUAUCACAUAGACCCAAACGCCCCCCGACAUUUAGCCCAGCCCCAGCCAGGGGAGCCACUGGGGGGCAGGCCCCCUCUACAGCCGCUGGGGCGAGGCAGGGGGGUUGAGAUUGGGUUUGAGGGUGUUGGGAGUGUUGGGGGCCAGCCCGAGGCUAUGCUGGGCCAGAGGACGGUGGAGGGGUGUAUUGGGGAGCCACAGGACCAUGGCCCUCCACAUCUCCAGACCUUAGAACUCAGGGAACCCCCUGGGUCAGCCCCCGUCCCCGAACACGGCCCCAUCCUGCGCCGGUCCAAACGGGAAAAAGCUGAGAGCAUGCUGCGAAACGAUUCGCUCAGCUCAGACCAGUCAGAGUCUCUGCGGCCGCCACCGCCACGGCCCUACAAGUCAAAACGUGGCGGUGCUGGGAAGAGACAGACAUCAGUCAGCAGCUCAGAGGAAGAGGGAGGUACCACGCCAGAGUACAGCAGUUGUGAGGACGCAGAGAUCGAGAGUGUCAGUGAGAGAGUUUUAACACACUCACACAUGGGAAGUGAUUGUAAAAAGUACCGGCUAGCGAGAGCUGCUCAGCCUCUGUCUGCUCUCUUCAUUGUAACAAUCCAAACUCGAGGUUGCAUCUACUUUAUCACAGGGGACUGGGAGUGCUACCCGCUGGACCCCACUGUGUGGCAUCAUCCGGUGACAUGGCAGCCAUCCAAAGAGGGUGACCAUCUAAUCGGCCGAAUCACCCUGAGCAAGAGGAGCGUUAUGCCUAAAGAGGCCGGGGCACUGCUGGGGUUGAAGGUGGUUGGGGGAAGGGUCACAGAGGCGGGCAGACUGGGAGCCUUCAUCACUGUAGUCAAGAAGGGCAGUCUGGCCGACGUCGUGGGACACCUACGAGCAGGGGAUGAGGUUCUGCAGUGGAACGGCAAGAUGUUGCCAGGAGCAACCCAGAAAGAAGUUUACAAUAUCAUUCUCAAUUCCCAAGCAGAACCCCAAGUGGAACUAGUGGUGUCCCGGCCCAUUGGUGAUAUCCCAAGAAUCCCAGACACAUCCCACCCUCCACUAGAAUCUACAGGUUCCAGUUCAUUCGAGUCCCAGAAGAUGGAGCAGCCAUCUAUAUCAGUCAUGUCCCCCACCAGCCCCAGUGCACUAAGAGACCCACAGCUAAUGCCUGGACAGCUCACAAUAUUGCCCGGACAACUUUCAGUGAAGCUGUGGUAUGAUAAGGUGGGACACCAGCUAAUAGUGAACGUGGUCCAGGCAACAGAGCUGCCUCCCCGACCGGAUGGGCGACCUAGAAACCCCUACGUCAAAAUGUACUUCCUGCCGGACCGCAGUGACAAGAGCAAGAGGAGGACUAAGACAGUGAAGAAGAGCGGAGAACCCAUGUGGAACCAGACAUUUGUGUACUCCCACGUCCACCGCAGAGACUUCCGCCAACACAUGCUAGAGCUGACCGUGUGGGACCAGCCUCGCCUACCUGACGAGGAUAGCAUGUUCAUGGGCGAGAUCCUGAUAGAGCUCGAGACAGCCCCAUUGGAUGAUAAGCCUCAUUGGUACAAUCUGCAAACCCACGACGUGUCUUCCAUCCCUCUGCCCCGGCCAUCGCCCUACAUGCCCCGCAGACACCCCCACACCGACACACCCAGCAAGAAGCUGCAGCCAGCCGAAAGAGGCUCGCGGGAGAGGGAGAGGCAGCAGAGGGUUCCCCACGCCACCACUCUGGAGGUGCCGGAGCAGCAGAGGACACCCCAGCAUCGCUCUCGAUCUGUCUCCCCUCACAGAGAGGAACAAGGCAGGGUCCGAUCACGACCCACCAACGUUCCCACCCAGAGGAGUUUGGAUGAUGAGAUCCACCAUAGUAGGAGGUCUAGUUCUCCCACCCGCUACUACGACUCUGCCGGAGGACACUACCAGGAGCAGGACUAUGUAGAUGACAGUGAGGUCAUCUUGAUCCACCAAUCAAUGCGGGGCAAAAGUGCAGAGUGCCUACACACUAAAAGUGAUCUACAGCCUUCUCUUGACAGGGUUAAGACUAGGAGCGCUAGCACCAACUGUCUGAACCCAGAAAGGAACCAUAGUGUUCCUUCACCAGAGCCCAAAAGCUGCUCCCAGUCUCUGCCCCGCAGACGCCCCGCCAGCCCCAGGAUUCUAAUCCAACACGCCUCCCCAGAAGACGACAGAUGGAUGAUGGAGCGUCUAGUUCCUAGACAAGAGACAGUAAACCACCUCAGUGCAAAGAAGAGGCAAACUCGGACCCUGGACUCAUCAACCUGUCACACUCUAGGAAAGAAGCUCCCUGGCAGAGACAGGGGCCCCCUCCAAGGUGGUGCGUCUCUGUCCUCCUCAGUGACGUCCUCGUCAGCAGCUCGCAGGGUCAGACACCUCCCACAGGUCCCCGACAAGAGUAGCAGUCCCGUAGAACAAGCUCUAGCAGCGGAGGAACGUGUUCGUCAGCUCCAGAUGAAGGUGCAGAAGAGGGAUUCCUACAGUUCUGCUGCUCCCUCCACUUCCGGCAGGGACCUGGAGAGGGCGCUUAAGAGCAAACGCGAGCUGUAUAAGGACCAGAGGAGAACCAGCUGUGAGAAUGUAUCCCGCAAGUCUUCAGACAGUGAUGUCAGCGACGUGUCAGCCAUCUCUCGCACCAGCAGUGCCUCCCGCAUCAGUAGUACCAGCUACAUGUCCAUCCAGUCAGAGAGACCCCGGGGACGCUUCAACAAGGCGGUCCGUGCGUCAGGCCAGAGCAUGUUGAAGAGCACCAGCGUGAGCGGUGAGAUCUAUGGCAUUGAGCACACAGACGGCAGCCAAUCAGAUACAGCAUUGGGCGGGGGCAAGAAGCGGCGCUCCAGCCUCAGCCAACGGGUGGUGGCCAUCGUGGGCCUGCCCUCCAGACGCAGCUGCAGCACCUCACAGCUCACCUCCCAGAAAGAAGCAGUGGGGGUGGAUACCAAGAAGAAGGGCAAGAAAAAGAACAAAAUCCAGAUCCAGCGGAGUACAGAGGUGGGUAUGGCUGUAGAGUACCCCCGCCAGGCCAGCAGAGACUCCACCGACGGCAGCAUGAACAGCUACAGCUCUGAGGGGAAUCUAAUCUUCUCGGGGAUGAGGCUGGGGGCUGACAGUCAGUUUAGUGAUUUCCUGGAUGGCCUUGGCCCCGCCCAACUGGUGGGCCGGCAAACAUUAGCCACACCUGCCAUGGGAGAUGUUCAAAUUGGAAUGAUGGAUAAAAAAGGCCAGCUGGAGGUAGAGGUGAUCAGGGCACGUGGCCUUAACCCCAAACCAGGGUCCAGAUCACUCCCAGCUCCCUAUGUCAAGGUGUACCUGCUGGAUAACGGGGCCUGUAAAGCCAAAAAGAAAACCAAGAUUGCACGUAAAACCCUGGAGCCACUCUACCAGCAGGCCCUGCUGUUUGAAGAGAGCCCACAGGGGAAGAUCCUCCAGGUAAUAGUCUGGGGCGACUACGGGCGACUGGACCACAAAUGCUUCAUGGGAGUUGCACAGAUCCUAUUGGAGGAGCUGGACCUCUCUAGCACAGUGAUUGGCUGGUACAAACUGUUUCCCCCUUCCUCAUUGGUGGACCCUACAUUAGCCUCGCUCACACGGCGGGCAUCCCAGACAUCCCUGGACAGCUCAGGACCAGCUAAUAUGCGCUCUUAGUGACCGCAACGCAACCACAACCCCAAAUGGACCACAAAUGACCAGAGUGCAUGACUACAUACCUAGGGCCAAUUUCCCUUGGGGCAAUAGAGCAAAUCAGACAGAGAGAAAAAGAGAUAAAUAGAGAGAGAGAGAAAGGAAGGAAAGGAGAUAGAGAACUAGCCAAUCAGAGCUUACCUGGAUUCUGACAAUCACUUCCCAUGCCUCCUUCCCUUUUCCCACCUUUCUCUGGGCUGCUGGGGCCUUACUCCUGAGUCUCACCUCUUGUAUUCGUCCUCCUCUCUGACAUCUCCUUUCUUUGUCUCCUCUUUGUCCAUUCCUCCUCUCCCGCCGUUGAGUGUGUUAUGGCAGGUGCUCCUGAGAUAGAAGGGACUCAUGCAGCCCAUUCUGUUCGGUGGCACAAGGGAUGUCAGCCCAGGCUUGGUGAAGCCAAUCAGUGAAGAGGUUAUUGUGAGGCCAUAAAGAGCGUGCAGGAGACAAAGAGAAAAGAUUGAUGAUGCCCUGCCGACAGUUGCCCAUCGAAAUGUGUUUCAGCAUUGAUGCCGUCAUGGCGUCACUACAGGUGUCUGUGAGGGUUGGCAUGGUUGCACAAUCUGUUAGGGAAGGGAGUCUGCACAGGUGGAAAAAACACUUGUCCGAAGAUCAAAGCAAGCACAAAAGCUUGAUUAUUUUUUUGGACAAGGAUUGAUUAUGAAAGAGAAAGAAAAACAGAGGCCAAAUUAUGGUUAGAUAUAUUUUAUUCUAUUUGCCUAGAGUUCAGAAAGGCACCAUGUGGUGCAGACUCCCUGUGUGUGUAUUUGGUUUUCGAGUGACGGUGGUCUGCAGACCUGCAGAGGUCUUGUCACACCCCCCUCUCGUCCCGCCCCCGCGAGCGAGGCAGGCGCAGCAUGACUCGGGACCCCGGCCCAAGCUGCAUGCACAUUUUUUUUGUAAAACAAAAGCCAGACAAAUUACUUUAAAAAAAAAAGAGACUAAAUGUGUGUUAGUUCCACAUACUUUAGGCCAGCUUGUAUGUUGCAUGUACUUGUACAGUUUGCUCGUACUGAAUAUGAAUACAAACAGAAAAGCCAUCCGCCAUCCAAGGGCGGACACCGGGGGAAUAAGCUCCGCCCAGGCCACACCUCCAACUCUGGGUACGAAUUUCCAUAUUAGGAAGUCUCCAAAAGCCUUUUUUAUUUUCUUGUGUUCCUUUUGAGCCCUUUGGAGAGCAUUGCUGUAUCAUAGUACUGAGCAAACUGGAACCCCCUAGUUAUCUGAGGAUCUAGGUGCUUUAACAGUAGUCUAUGACAGUGGGGCUAGAAACAGAGGUAGAGAAUGUGUGUAUAAAAAAACAGAGCUUAAUGUAUAUGAAGUAAAAUUAUGACUUGACAGAAAUUAUAAAGAUAUAGAUAUAUGAUUAUCAAAUGAGUGUAUCUGACUACACGCAUUACCUAUGCGCACACACACGUUGUAAAUAUGAGUCAGGGGGAGAAGUUUGACAAUAUUUACACACACACAUACACACACAAACACACACACACACACACACACACACACACACACAAACCGAUCCAAACAUUCCUGGUCCUAUGGAAACAGAUCAGAGCCCCAUGCCCUGUGUUGCGAGAGACGCUGAGCGGUGCCCAACCACAAGAGGGAGCCAACAGGCCUUUCAGUUUCUCGAAAUAGCAGCCAACACCAACAUGACUAUUUGCAACACACUCCAUUUUGUUUCUUUAACCCCCUACUUUAACGCCCUACUUUCUCAUGGUUUGGACUGAACUUUAAAGCCAAUGAAAAUGUUGUUUGCUGACCUUUCAGUUGAACCUCUUGCGGUGCGGCCCACUGCCCUUUCCUUUGUCAGUAUUAAUCCAUGAUACUGAUUGUUUACAGUCCAUGGGUACCCCCCCCCCCCCCCAACACACCAUAUCUAGGAAAGAAGUAUUCACUGCUACAUUUCUUGUUUGUACAACAGAUGUGGCUCUACCGAUGUGUACGUUUUAUAUUCAAGAGUUCAUUUUUAUUAUUUACAAAUAAAAGACUGUGUGGAAGAAAAGGGUGAGAGAAUUGACUCAAA
Molecule: messenger RNA, 6637 nt
Organism: Oncorhynchus nerka (sockeye salmon)
Lineage: Eukaryota; Metazoa; Chordata; Actinopteri; Salmoniformes; Salmonidae
Product: regulating synaptic membrane exocytosis protein 1-like
Exons: 32
Coding region: 49-4581 (1510 amino acids)
Biological process (GO): regulation of synaptic vesicle exocytosis; intracellular protein transport; regulation of synaptic plasticity
Cellular component (GO): presynaptic membrane; cytoskeleton of presynaptic active zone
Molecular function (GO): transmembrane transporter binding; small GTPase binding
Source: RefSeq, a predicted model, not a curated record